This is a messenger RNA of Candidula unifasciata, 345 nucleotides long. Lineage: Eukaryota; Metazoa; Mollusca; Gastropoda; Stylommatophora; Geomitridae. The record is from the annotation of a GenBank genome assembly.
AUGCUGCUGGUAUACCAACAGCUUACACAGAAGAUUCCUGGAAUACCAACAGCUUACACAGAAGAUUCCUGGAAUACCAACAGCUUACACAGAAGAUUCCUGGAAUAUGCUGCUGGUAUACCAACAGCUUACACAGAAGAUUCCUGGAAUAUGCUGCUGGUAUACCAACAGCUUGCACAGAAGAUUCCUGGAAUACCCUGCUGGUAUACCAACAGCUUACACAGAAGAUUCCUGGAAUACCCUGCUGGUAUACCAACAGCUUACACAGAAGAUUCCUGGAAUAUGCUGCUGGUAUACCAACCAGUACAGAUAAAAAAUAAUAAACAGGAUCAAGCUGAUAAUUAA